AUGGCGACUUCACGGCGCAGCGGCCUUGCCAACAUUCCCGUUGAACUGAUCCAGCGCAUAUGCUCCUUCAUCGGCUCCACUUAUACCGCAACUCUCCCUGACGGUGGUGACACUGAAAUCUGGUGCGUUGGGCAGGCCCAUCUGUCCAGACUUGCUAGGACAUGUCGACUCCUCUACGUCGUCGUUCAGCCCAUUGUAUACCACUGGUUUGCCGACUGCAGUCUGGGAUCUGGAUACCAGCUACUCUGCCUCAUUCGUACGCUGAUCUCGCGGCCCGGCCUUGCUCAGCACGUGAAGCACGUCAUCCACUUGGACCCUCUUGACGACGAGCUCGGUGACACCGAGUUUGCAUUUGUCCAGGACGCCAUCGUCAAGCUCGGCCUCCGCCCCAUCCCAGACUCCUGGAGCAGAAACAGCGAAGGCCAAUAUGCCCUCCUCCCUCUUGAGCUCCUCCUCGCCCAUACACCCAACCUCAAGAGCCUCCGGCUUGAGAUUGACGAGAAUUGCGACCUGUUUGUCGUCCCUCAGCUUCUCAAAACCCGGCCGGCCUUCUUUACGAACCUCGAGUUCCUCGGUGUAGAGAUACACAUGGACGACACCCAACUCAAGCUCUUCUGCCACGCAAUGGAUGUCCUCACUCGCGCGAGCCCCAACCUGAUCACUCUUCGGUCGUCUGUCAAGGACUGGUAUGUCAACCACUUUGACUUUGCUGAUGAAGCAGAAGGCGGCGGCCUGCCGAAAGGGCACCACCUAUGGGAGGCCAUCCAGUGUCGCCGGGACUCGCUCCGAGAAUUACGCCUCGGGCUUAGAUAUGACGAGAUGAUCCGGCGGGACUCGCUAGCUGACUUUGCGAGGCUUGAGAUCCUUGCGGUGGAUGUGCAUUCGCUGGAAGCUCUACGAGCCGCAUGGAAGAAGAACAACAGGCACGCGCAGGAGGAUACUUUCCUGUCCAAACUUUUUCCGCCUACGCUACGGGAGCUCACGAUAUGGGAUGACGCCUCAUGGGUGGUGGCUUCCAUGCAGCCCUUUGCGAGCGACGUGGCGGACGGAGGGCAUCCAAACCUGGAAGUUGUCAAGGUCGGUCUCCACAUUUCCAAGAAUAACGCGACGGCCUGGGAGGAUGUGCCUGGCGAGUUGGAGGAGAAGUUCGCCAGAGGAAGUGUGAGGUUUGAGACAGUGUGGACGAAUGAUUUCCCAACGUCGUUUCUCUGGCCUGUUCACGAGUUCAAAUCCCGUUUCGAGUCCGGAUUUGACGCCGCUGACGAACACGAUAUGCCGGACGAAUACGAUUCUCAUUUCUGAUUAAGUAAUUGAUAUUGCCCCAACGCCGGGACUCCGAGACGGCGAGCGGGACAUCAGGCUCGGCGGCAGGUAAAAUAGGUAGUUAGGCGCUGAGCAUUCAUAUUCAGUCGG
Molecule: messenger RNA, 1413 nt
Organism: Chaetomium strumarium
Lineage: Eukaryota; Fungi; Ascomycota; Sordariomycetes; Sordariales; Chaetomiaceae
Exons: 2
Coding region: 1-1302 (433 amino acids)
Source: RefSeq, a predicted model, not a curated record